CAAUGAAACUGUAAUGUUUUAAGAUACAUCACUUGUAUAUAGGAAUAUUAUCAGUUCAGUUUCUGUCUUGAAAAUGUUAAUUUCUGAUGGAGCACAUGUUUUGCUACGUAAAGAAAACUGUUACCAGUUUAUUAAAAUCUCCACAGAAAAGAAAGUGACGUUCGAUGGAAAAAAUUUCUCUUUAAAGAAUGCAAUUGGCUUGCCUUAUGGUUCUACAUUUCUAGUUUCAGGCGAUGAAGUUCAACCUAUUGCAUACAAGUCGUUAAUACCUGUUUGUUGUGAAUAUUCAGAAACUUUAUCCAUUAUAGGCGAAUUUAGAAGACUCCUCUUCAAAAGAUGAGGAAGAUAAAAAUGAAUCAAAAGAUAAUAGAAACAUCAAGUGUUCUCAAGUUGCGUCUUAAUGGUUUACCUGGUCAAGACAUUUUAGAACAAAUAGUAGAAGGCAGUAUGACUUUCGAGCAGAAAACUUCAUUCUCUCAGCAAAAGUAUCUCAAGAAAAAGAAAACUAAACACUUGAGUUUAUUCUCAAUUGAAAAACCUAAUACUCGUAUAAUCUUCGAGACGUACGGUAAUUUGCGUCCAGAAAAGUGUCUUGGAUUGCGUUUUGAAACUGUCUGUCGUAUCUUAUCUUAUGCUAAUAUUCAUGCUGGUUCAACUGUUCUUGUCUGUGAAACUUGUGCUGGACUUAUCACCAGAGCUGUACUUGAGCGUAUUGGUACAGACCAAGCUGAAGGAUCGGUGAUUCAAUUUUAUCAUGGUUCGGUACCUCCAUCAUUAGAAGCUAUGCUUCUACCAGGAAGUAUAUAUAAGCAAAAAGUUUAUCCUGUUAGUUUAUUGGAUGUAAUGCCAAUUUUGCUGCAUAAAGCUUUUGAAGAUAAAAAUAAUCAGAUUACAGAAACAACUGGUGACGAUUCUGAAAGCUUGGCUAAGAUUAGUAAAGUUGACGAUGAUAUAGUUUCUGAAGAAAAAGAGAAAAUUACAGAUCAAGAAACAGUAACAAAACAAGUUGAUACUAAUGCGCGAUACAUUUCUUCGUUCAAUCAUAUUUUUGGUAGUGAUCGUCCUUCACCCGAUGCCCUUGUCAUUAUUACUCGAUUUCAUCCUGUUGAUUUAACUUUAACCUUACUUCAAUUUUUGCCUAUUGGACGACCUUUUGUAGUUUAUUCACAGUAUAUUCAGGUAAGUUAAUCCUUUGUUAUGUGUAACCGAUGUUUCUUUCUAAAUGUCUACUAUUAUUAGCAUAGUUUAUUAUUCCUGUUAAGAUAUUUUCAAACGAUUGGCACUGAGUUCGAAUCCCUAUGGGAGUACUAUCACUCAUGCCUUUAUGUGGACGCAUUGAUCGCAUAUUCACGCUGUACACCCAACGUUUUUAGGCAACUCACUGGGUGCAUUAACAUUAGGACUCUGUCCUUUUCUUUGCGGAUGACUACUGCUUUUGUCUGUCCGUCUAAGAGAUGUGUUGGAAUGGGAUCCUUUAGGAUCCUCUAGAGCCCAUCACAUAAUUUGUUUCUAACCUCUUGUUGAUUUGUAUAACGCAUUAAAACAACGUGGAGGCAUAACACAUCUUCGUCUGACUGAUACUUGGUUUCGUCGUAUUCAAGUGUUACCUGAUAGAACACAUCCAGAGAUUAAUAUGUCAUGUACAAAUGGUUACCUUUUAAAUGGGUAUACUGUUGAACCAGAAAUAAGUACAAAAGCCUUAUUACAAUCAGGACUGUUAUCAUCUGUUUCUUAACUAUGUAUAUAUACAUAGUUCAACCUACUUUUUUAAUCGAUAAAGUGUAUAAAGAAUGCUUUUAUUGUCUUUCUUAAUAUAUACUACUUUUUGUAAUCA
Trichobilharzia szidati is the source of this 1834-nucleotide messenger RNA. The record is from the annotation of a GenBank genome assembly. NCBI's taxonomy places the organism in Eukaryota, Metazoa, Platyhelminthes, Trematoda, Strigeidida, Schistosomatidae.